AUACGGGACAAUUCGAGAAAUGAGAUAAUGUUAGUGCUUUCUAAAGUAAGGAAUUUCAAGAAACGUCAGACGAUUCGUCAGACAUGGGGAGCGAAAACAUUGAUGCUCAAGUACAAAAUGCGAAUUGUGUUCAUUAUGGGGGUAGUGGAAGAUUCAGUGACUGUGCAACGAGUGCAUUCCGAAAGCAAUCGCUAUGGUGAUAUAGUUAUGGAGGAAUUUCAGGAUAGUUAUAGGAAUUUGACAUACAAAGCCAUUGCUGGGUUAAAGUGGAUCUCUAGCUAUUGUUUGGAUGUUACAUAUGUCAUCAAGUCUGAUGACGAUAUUCUCAUUGAUAUGCAUGCUUUAAUGGAAACCAUGAAUUCAAAGGAAGUAAAGAAAUAUGGAACUAGACGGUUGAUUAUGUGCAAUCAAUGGCUUAAAAUGAAAGUGAUAAGAGACAAAAAGAGCAAAUGGUAUGUACCAAAAGAGGAAUUUGAUAAAGAAUAUUUUCCGCCCUACUGUUCUGGUUCCUUGUUCAUAAUGAGUUUAGAUGUUGUUUUUGCGAUGUAUGAUAUGUCUUUGAACACGAAAUUCUUCUGGGUGGAUGACUUUUAUAUCACUGGAUUACUAGCAGAAAAGCUCAAUUUGGAACACAAACGUCUGAAUGACAACUACAUGUUGAACGCUAGAGCUGCUGUUGAAAAGUUUGACAAAGAUGAAAAGCGAGAGCUUAAGUUUUUCCAUGUUCAUAAAUUGACAGACAUAUUCAGAAUGUGGAAGCGUCUACGUUCAGAAAAGAAUCGUUCCUGUGAUAAUUGUUUUACAUGGGUGCCGCCUAGAUGACGGAUGAGCAGCUGCAAUGGACACAGAGGAGUGGAACGAUCAAUAUACUCACCUUAAAUAAAUAUCUCACCAUGCACUCUCUUUUAGCAAUACUUUUAUUAAUGUAUACACCAUACCAAUAAAGCCUUUAACGCUC
Messenger RNA from Mya arenaria, 958 nucleotides. RefSeq names its product beta-1,3-galactosyltransferase 1-like. The annotation marks the transcript as partial. The record is from RefSeq and is a predicted model, not a curated record. Gene Ontology annotation, cellular component: membrane. The transcript has 2 exons. Gene Ontology annotation, molecular function: hexosyltransferase activity. Lineage: Eukaryota; Metazoa; Mollusca; Bivalvia; Myida; Myidae.